GGAUCGGACCGGAUCGGACCGGAUCGGACCGGCCUGGACAGGGGCUGAGGGGAGCACGGACGGAGAGACGGGGAAGAGGGGAUGUGAGCCCCAUGUUGGAAUGUCUUCAGGAGCACUGUUUCCCAGCCUGGUCCCAGGCUCUCGGGGCUCAUCCAGCAAGUAUUUGGUGGAAUUUCGUGCAGGGAAAAUGUCACUGAAAGGGACUACGGUCACUCCGGAUAAGCGGAAAGGGCUCGUCUACAUCCAGCAGACAGAUGAUUCCCUCAUUCACUUCUGCUGGAAGGACAGGACUUCUGGCAAUGUUGAAGAUGACUUGAUUAUUUUCCCCGAUGAUUGUGAAUUUAAGAGAGUGCCCCAGUGCACCACUGGCCGGGUGUAUGUGCUGAAGUUCAAGGCGGGAUCCAAACGUCUCUUCUUCUGGAUGCAGGAACCCAAAACCGACAAAGACGAGGAACACUGCCGAAAAGUGAAUGAAUAUUUGAACAAUCCCCCAAUGCCCGGGGCUUUGGGUGGGAGUGGAAGUGGAGGUCAUGAGCUAUCAGCCCUUGGAGGUGAAGGAGGCCUGCAGAGCCUUCUGGGUAACAUGAGCCAUAAUCAACUCAUGCAGCUUAUUGGACCAACCGGCUUGGGAGGACUUGGUGGGCUUGGUGCACUGACUGGGCCCGGCCUGGCUAGCUUAUUGGGGAGUGGAGGGCCCCCGGCAAGCAGCUCUUCAUCCAGCUCCCGGAGCCAGUCAGCGGCCGCGACCCCGUCUUCCACCACUUCUUCGGCCCGUGCCACGCCAGCCCCUACUGCUCCCGCAGUUGCUUCCACAACUAGUCCAAGCCCUGCCCCCAGUUCAGGUAAUGGAACCAGCACAGCUACAAGCCCAACCCAGCCCAUUCAACUGAGUGACCUCCAGAGCAUUUUAGCUACUAUGAAUGUGCCAUCUGGGGCAGGAGGCGGACAGCAAGUUGACUUGGCCAGCGUCCUGACUCCCGAGAUCAUGGCUCCCAUCCUGGCCAACGCGGAAGUCCAGGAGCGGCUGCUGCCUUAUCUCCCAUCCGGAGAGUCCCUGCCGCAGACUGCAGAGGAGAUUCAGAAUACACUGACCUCUCCUCAGUUUCAGCAGGCCUUGAGCAUGUUCAGUGCUGCUUUAGCUUCAGGACAGCUAGGGCCACUCAUGAGUCAGUUUGGCCUACCAGCCGAGGCGGUGGAUGCAGCAAAUAAAGGCGAUGUCGAAGCUUUUGCCAAAGCUAUGCAGAACAAUGCCAAGUCAGAUCAAAAGGAAGGAGACUCAAAGGACAAGAAAGAGGAAGAGGAAGAUAUGAGUUUAGAUUAAGUUAUUUGCUGUCUUAAGGUAUUGAAAAUUCUUAGGAAUUAAGCAACUUGGGUAGUUUCACUAGUUAAUUGCAUACUCUCACGCCUACAUGGAACCAACCAAUAAAGGACUCUUCUUUUGA
Messenger RNA from Tachyglossus aculeatus (Australian echidna), 1442 nucleotides. It is a transcript of the gene ADRM1, whose product is annotated as adhesion regulating molecule 1. Bases 101 to 1321 code for a protein of 406 amino acids. The transcript has 10 exons. NCBI's taxonomy places the organism in Eukaryota, Metazoa, Chordata, Mammalia, Monotremata, Tachyglossidae. The record is from RefSeq and is a predicted model, not a curated record. Gene Ontology annotation, cellular component: proteasome regulatory particle, lid subcomplex; cytoplasm; nucleus. Gene Ontology annotation, biological process: ubiquitin-dependent protein catabolic process. Gene Ontology annotation, molecular function: endopeptidase activator activity; proteasome binding; ubiquitin binding.